UCUAUCAUUAAAACAUCAUUGGAUAUUCUACAUAAUAAAUUCGUGUGUCAGCCCAUGAGGCGACACGAGUAUCUCGCCACGAAGUAUGUGCAGCGAUGGAAAGCCUUCGUCCACAGGAGAAGCAAGGGCAUCCUAAAACAAACGAGACGAGAUACUGUUGACAAUUUUUUAGACAAACUACGGAAGAAAAAAUGUACGAGGUCUGGCAGAGACAUCGGCGAGGACGAGUCACGGGACUGCAGGACUAUGCCAGUCCGAGAUUUUCGGACGUACCAACACAGGUAUUUAGUUCAAAAGCACAUUAUCGCUAUGCAAAAAGCUAAACUCGAAGAACAAAAUAAAGUAAUCGAAGAACUGAAAUUGAAGAAAAUUGCACACGACUCGAGCGAGUCGCUCGUCCGUAUGAAAGAAGAAAUUCGCAAAACAUACUUCGAAAUGGAUAGAAAACUGAAACCGAAGCUGCAGUGUAUGUCGAAAGAAUUAAAGAUCAAAGAAUUCGAAGAGCCAACGAUGGUCCUAAAUUGCUUGAAAGUGCCCCAGUUUUUGAAGAGAAUGGAGGCGCGAGCUCGGGAGCGCGAGGAGAGGCACGCCGUGACCCGCGAGCGACGCCGCCAGCAGGACGAGGAACGCGCCAGGAUCAAGCACCAGGAGGAGCUGGAGAGGGCGGAGAUGGACAGGGGAGAAAAAAAUCGUCGAAUAAAGCUGCUACAAGAGAAGCGAAGACGCGAAAAAAUCGAAAAUAUCAGAAAGAAGGAGCACGCGGAGAGAACGAGAGCGUUGCGGGUGAUGGCAGAGCUGCACCACGAGCGGAGCCUGAUGGCCGCGUACGGCAUCCGGCCGCUGCGCCUGCUCGUGGAGAUGAGACGGCGCAGCGAGGACGCGGCGCGCGCGCACCACCUGCGCCAGACCACCAGCAACUACUUCCUGCGCUGGAUGUGGCACACCCAGGACAUGUGCUUCGAGCGCAACCACAAGGCGGACGAAUUGUACAGGAGGAGACUAUUGACGAGAGCCUUCUCGCGUUUUAAAGAGCUGCACCGCGCUAGCGUGCUGAAGCGUCAAGUGGCGGAGGACUAUAGCGACCUGGUGGUGUCGCGCGUGGUGUUCCGCGCGCUGCGGGCGGCGGUCGUGGCCUCCCGCGCCGACCGUGCCUCCCGCUGGCGCAGAGCCGUCGCCUACUACGACGGUAACCUCCUGUUCAAAACUUUCACAAGUUGGAGGGCACUUCCCGCUCUGAACGCCUUGAGAAGAGAGCAAGAAGCGAGAAAAUCGAAAUGGCGACAGAAAGUUUUGCUCGUGGUGCCGGACUACACUCCACCAGAUGAGUAGAGAUUAAGUUACACCUAAAAUCUA
Messenger RNA from Aricia agestis (brown argus), 1353 nucleotides. RefSeq names its product coiled-coil domain-containing protein 191. The record is from RefSeq and is a predicted model, not a curated record. The coding region runs from base 55 to 1329 and encodes 424 amino acids. The transcript is spliced from 6 exons. NCBI's taxonomy places the organism in Eukaryota, Metazoa, Arthropoda, Insecta, Lepidoptera, Lycaenidae.